CCCACCCUUCGGCAGCGGGAACCUCCUCGCCCCGGCUGUGGGAGCUGCAGCUGUGUCCAAAGGAGCUGCUGAGGCUUCUGGCCAUGGACAUCGGGGACCAGCGGCCCAGCCACAGGAGAUCGGCCAACAACGGAAACAUGGCAGGAGCCGUGGGCUGUGGGGAGGAGGCUGACAGACUGCGGGCAGGUCCCUGCAUCCCUGGGACCCCCAGAGAGCCUGGGCAAGCGGAGAGGAAAACAACAGGGACACACACCUGGCUGCCUGGGGGCUGUCUGAGGCUCCCGUGGCUGCAAAAAAAUGAUUUUUCAGUUUUUUGUCACAGAAGGGGUACAUUUUAAGGUGAUUCGGUACAGGAGAGAGAAUUGGUGGGUUUAUUUGUUGGGUUAAAUUUCAUUAAGCCAAGAGGCAAAGUUGUGGCAUCUGUAGAGGGACAGCCUGAUAAACGCACCCACUGUGUAUCACGUCUGCUGUGCUGAGACUUCGGGUUUGUUUGAAAGUGUCUUGCAGCAGUUAUUAAGAGCACGGGGUGCUGUGUGUGAGGCUCCUGUGUUUCUGACUGCAUUUCAGAUCAUGUGAAUAAAGUUAUUUGGAAUGUGUUUUUUUUCUUCAGCUAAAAAAGGCUGUCUUUAACUGGCCUGAAAGACGUUAUUGUUCUCAGGCACACGAAAGGAAGAGUUGUGCACGCUCUUCCAGAAACCGAACAGGACCAAAACUUGCUGUGAGGCAGCAGCCGCACCCUGAGGGCGGCGCGUGGCCGGGUCGGGCGGCUCCGGGCAGCACCCGUUCAACGCCCGCUCCUCGGGCGGUACCGGCCCGGCCCGCCCGUGCCCCGGGCGCCGCCGCCGCCGCUGGGUGCGGCCGCCCCCCCGGGCUAAGAUGGCGCCGCGCCCGCGCCUCACCGGGCGCCCACGUACGUGCAGCAGCCCCGGCGCUGGUUUCGGGUGGCGAACACCGCCCCGCCCCCUCCGCUCGCGCCGUUCGCGCCAAAGCGCCUCGUGACGCGGCCGUGUGUAGGUCCGCCCCCGCCCUCCAUGUUUUCAAACUGAGUGGGUGGGCGUGAUUGGCUGGCGUGCGCGCCACGUGAUUAACGGUCGCGGGAAAGCCGCGGAGUCCGAACAGCGCGAGGCGAGCCGUGCCCGGGGGCAGCGCCGUGCGGAGCCGCCACCGCGCCGAGGGGCGCAGCGCAGGGAGCCCGAGGAGAGCCGGGGCGCAGCAGCAGCAGCGACAGCGGCCGGGUUCGGCCGUGAGCGGGGCUCGCAGCGAGGCGCCAUGAGCUUUCUCAGCUUGCAGCGGGCGGCGCCGCCGCGGCGGGUCUCGGCCCGGCGGGCGGCUGCCCCGAUCCGGCAGAAACUGCUGUUCCUGAGCGGCAACAGCGACUGCGAGGAGGAGGAGGAGGACGAGGAGGAGGAAGGCGGCAGCAGCGGCAACAGCACCGGGGAGGACUCGGCUUUCCAGGAGGCAGACUCGCCGCUCUCGGCGGCUCGCACCCCGGCGCGGGGCGACCCGCCCCUGCUGGAGGAGGAGGAGGAAGAGAUGGAGCCGGCGGCGGCGGCGCUGCCUGACGAGGGGGACUCGUGGGAGGAGGAGGGGUUCGGCUCCUCUCCCGUGAAGUCGCCGGGAGCCUAUUUCAUGGCCGGCUCGCCCUCAUCGCCGCCCCCCCACAAGGGCCGCCGCUACUGCGGGCGCUCCCCGCCGCACCCGGCGGCCGGCGGUUAUCGGAUGAGGAGCGAGGAGCCCAGCUCGCCGCUGCCCGAGUACCCCGGCACGCCUCCUCACAAGACGUUCCGCAAGCUGCGCCUCUUCGACACGCCGCACACCCCCAAGAGUUUGCUUUCUAAAGCACAAGGAAUAGGCUCCAGCUCAGUAAAACUUCGAGGAGGCUCUCUAUUUAUGAAUGUUGGGAGAUCAGAGAAGCAAGAAGAAGAUAUUAGACGAACACCACAUGUGAACAUCAAUCCCUUCACUCCUGAUUCCAUGUUCCUUCAUAACUCUGAAGGAAAAUGUCGUAGGAGGAAGAGAACACACUGGAAUGACUCUUGUGGGGAGGACAUGGAAGCAAGUGAUGGAGAGCCUGAAGACGAAACAAUCAGACCUGCUAAGAGGAUAACAAUAACAGAAAGUAAUAUGAAGUCACGAUAUGCAACUGAAUUUCAUGAGCUGGAGAAGAUUGGAUCUGGUGAAUUUGGUUCUGUGUUUAAAUGUGUGAAGAGACUUGAUGGCUGUAUCUAUGCAAUAAAGCGAUCCAAGAAGCCCUUAGCUGGCUCAGUGGAUGAGCAAAAUGCUUUAAGAGAAGUCUAUGCACACGCAGUCCUGGGACAGCAUUCACACGUAGUAAGAUACUACUCUGCAUGGGCAGAAGAUGAUCAUAUGCUUAUACAAAAUGAAUAUUGCAAUGGUGGCAGUUUAGCAGAUGCCAUAAGUGAAAAUUACAGGAAUAUGCGUUAUUUUACUGAGCCAGAACUGAAGGACCUGCUGCUUCAGGUGGCUCGAGGCUUGAAGUAUAUUCAUUCAAUGUCACUGGUACACAUGGAUAUCAAACCUAGUAAUAUCUUUAUAUCUAGGACAUCAGUCCCAAGUGCAACUUCAGAAGAAGGUGAUGAUGAUGACUGGUCAUCUGAUAGAGUCAUAUUUAAAAUAGGUGACCUUGGUCAUGUAACUCGAGUUUCUAGCCCACAAGUGGAGGAAGGUGAUAGCCGCUUUCUUGCAAACGAAGUCCUGCAAGAGAACUACACACAUUUGCCAAAAGCGGAUAUUUUUGCUCUUGCUCUGACUGUUGUCUGUGCUGCUGGGGCUGAACCACUUCCAAGCAAUGGGGACCAAUGGCAUGAAAUUCGACAAGGAAAACUACCUAGAAUACCACAAGUGCUUUCCCAAGAAUUAGUAGACUUACUAAAAGUUAUGAUUAAUCCUGAUCCAGAGAAAAGGCCUUCAGCUGUGGCACUAGUCAAGCAUUCAGUGCUUCUCUCUGCAGCAAAAAAGAGUGCAGAGCAGCUCCGGAUAGAACUGAAUGCUGAAAAGUUCAAAAACUCACUCCUGCAGAAAGAGCUGAAGAAGGCGCAGAUGGCAAAGGCUGCAGCUGAGGAGCGAGCAUUGUUCACUGACAGAAUGACAACUAGAUCUACGACACAAAACAGACCAUCGCGACUCAUCGGAAAGAAAAUGAACCGCUCAGUUAGUCUUACUAUAUACUAGCUAUGAAGUCUAAAAGAACUACUGAGAGGAUGGCUAUAGCAUCUCUGCCGGACUGAAGCCUAAGGAGUUGAAGGAAGCAUUCAAUUCCUGGUUUCUUGUCCCAUCUUUAAUUAGUGUCUCUAGUUUUACAAGAGUUGCUUCUGGUUUUUACUUGUAUAAUAUGGCUGAUUAGCUAUAUUAACCUGUUGAGUUAAUGGACUCAGUUACUAUCUUGUCUAUAGAGGAUCCUGGAUGUUAAUCCCUAAGACUUUCAGUUACACUGUUAGAUGUUACAUUUUCCCAGGGUUAACCACUAUAGUGGUGUGCUGCUUUGUAGUGUUACAGCGUUGUAAUAACAAGUAAUAUCCCUUAAUGAUAUUUAAGAGGGAGGGAAGGGGCCUUGCUUUGGUAGUUAACUGAUUUUUUUUUUUUGGAGUAGAGGGGAAUUAAUUUUGAAAGAUGGGCUUUUAAGGCCACCUACACUCAAUGUACCUGAUGUCAGGUAGACUUCUAUUGUGAAUUUUAUUUGUAUAUUCAACUGGGAGCACUUUGUAGGCAUUGCAUAAACCACAGCUUAGAAACCUGUGGAGUUAAGUGCCAUGUGGAACUGCUGCUAUUUUUAGUUUGUUGUCCUCGCUGUAAACUGUAGCAUUAAAACAAUCAUUAUUGUGUUAAUAGGCUUCUUGUUAAAACAAUUACGUGAAACAAAUCUAAGCUGCAUUUUAGUGAAGGCAGCAUCUUUCUCUUGAAGCUAGUGCAUUGUGAAAUAAUGCACCAAUUUAAUAUUUGGAUUCUGUACUAGUGUAGUGCAAUUGUUAAUGUCUUGGCUAUUGAUGUUUUGUAAUUCUUUCUAAUAAGGUUCUCUAAAUGUUGAUAUUCUCUUCAGUUGCCCAUUCUUGAGGCUAUUGUAUAUUUUUUUUAUGUUGGAAUACUUGUAAAUAAUUGUUUAGUUUAAGUGUUCAGGUUGUUCUCCAUUGUUUAUGUACAUAAGUUUGAUCGUGCUUAUAGUAUACUAUACUGAAACUGCAGUUUGAGAUGCCAACAGUCAAAGCUUGACUAUUCAGUUUUAAGUUCCAAAAUGAACAGAAUAUGGCUGUCAGAACCUGUACUGAUGUUGGACCUAGGCUGACAGAUGUUGCUAAAAACCAGAACUGUUCUAAUUACUGGCUUGUCUUCAUUAAUUUUAGUUGAAACAAUGUUUCCCAUUUGUGCUCUAUUUGUUCUUAAUAGUGUUGAAUUUUAAUAUUAAAGUUAAAAGUUUUGUUUAA
Molecule: messenger RNA, 4439 nt
Organism: Columba livia (rock pigeon)
Lineage: Eukaryota; Metazoa; Chordata; Aves; Columbiformes; Columbidae
Gene: WEE1
Product: WEE1 G2 checkpoint kinase
Exons: 12
Coding region: 1270-3192 (640 amino acids)
Biological process (GO): mitotic cell cycle; negative regulation of G2/MI transition of meiotic cell cycle; protein phosphorylation
Cellular component (GO): cytoplasm; nucleus
Molecular function (GO): magnesium ion binding; non-membrane spanning protein tyrosine kinase activity; ATP binding
Source: RefSeq, a predicted model, not a curated record